AUGAGUGCCUGAGAGAUGUUAAGUGAAUGGCAAUGAAUAUAUAAAAUAUCACGUAAGAAAUCAUGCACUCUGAUGAAAUGAAGGAACUAAAUGGAGGAUAUUCCAAGUUGAGUGUUAAAGAAAAGAGAAAGCAUCUUGGCAGACACCUUUGGGAGGAUUUUGUAGAAAAUUCAUCAUUACAUGGCCUACAUUACGUGUUUAAAAAACGUCCAGGAUUACAACGCUUUAUUUGGCUUAUUCUGCUCGGUUUUAUGUUUUCUUUAUUCAUAUGGCAAACUUCAACAAUUGCUCUGAAAUAUUUGGAAUUUGAUGUGACCAGUUCCAUUGAAUUGGUAACUGAAGAAGAAGUAAAAUUUCCAGCCAUUACAUUUUGUAACUUCAACAAAUACAGAAAAAGUUUUAUUAAAGACACAGACUUUUACAAAGUAAUUGAAAAAGCAUACCGUCUUUAUGAAAACGAGAACAACAGUGUCGAUUGGACAAAAUACCCCAAAGUAAAUGAUUUGAAUAUGACAACAUUCAUUUAUGAAGUAGGCCAUCAAAUGGACUAUGACGAUAAAACUAAGAAAGGAAUGCUUUAUUAUUGCACAUGGAAAGGAGAAAUAUGCGAUAAAACAUAUUUUAAACCGACGUUCACAGACAUGGGUCUUUGUCACACGUUUACUCCAGAGAAAAGCAACAACAAUAACGUAGCUGCUCCAGGCAAACAUUCUGGACUACAUCUCAAGAUGUCAGUGGAACAAUCAGAAUACAUUGGAUUUCUCGAGUUUUCAGCUGGAUUAAAAAUUAGAAUACAUGAUCCAGAUGAACUUCCUCUGGUUUCAGGAUUAGGUUUUGCAGUAAUGCCAGGAUCUCAUGUUUAUGCAAGUAUUACACGACAAAGGACAAUUUCGUUAAAGUCUCCUUAUAAAACAAUGUGCGAAGAUAAAAAACUUCCAGGAGUGAAAAAAUAUACUAUUGCUGCUUGUUAUGAAGUUUGUAAACAAACCUACAUUGCAAAAACAUGCAAAUGUCAACCAUUUUAUAUGAGAGAUAUAAAGUACAAGCCAUGUAACGUUAAACAAUAUUUAAGCUGUGUGUUUCUCUUGGAAGAAAAAUAUUCCAGUUCGUUGGACAGUCAUAAAUGUGAAUGUUCUGAAUCAUGUGACUCAAUGAAAUAUGACCCGUAUCUUUCCUAUGGCUCCUUUCCCAAUGUCGCAUCAGCAGCACUUUAUUCAACUUCCGAAAAUACAACAUUAGAAACUUUCAGGACAAAUAUGGUUGCAAUUGACAUCUUCUACGAAGAUCUGAAUUACAAAUCUCUCCGACAAGAUCCAGCAUAUACCAUACAAAGUUUACUGGGUGAAAUUGGUGGCUUAAUGGGUUUGUUUCUUGGUGCAAGUAUUUUGACCUGGACGGAGUUUCUUGAUGUUGCAGUCAUGAUGAUUUUGACUCGCCUUGGCAUUCAUAAAUAAUUUUCAAGUUUUCACUGCGUGAAGAUUUGUGCAAAGCUGGUAGUGGGAUACGUCAAUUUUUCGCAGAACUCUUUCGUAAAUUAGAACGAGGGAACACUCUAACUUAGUUAGAUUAUUGGAAAUAGCUAAUCAUUUAUAUGCAUGCAAAAGGCAAUUAGCCACUUUUUUCAUAAUCAAAAUCUUUUAUCACUUGAUCAUUUGUAGACACGAAAGCAUCCAAAUCAAAGAUCUUAUUUAUUUUUUUUAAUGCUUUGCUUAUUCGCACGCACGUAUAGAUCUUGGAGCUUAAGAAUAAUGUUUUUUUUUAAAUAAUUUGUGAAUGAAUAGAAUAUUAAAUGUACAGAGUGAUGAGAGAAUAAAGAUUUUGUUUUCAUUCA
Molecule: messenger RNA, 1831 nt
Organism: Xenia sp. Carnegie-2017
Lineage: Eukaryota; Metazoa; Cnidaria; Anthozoa; Malacalcyonacea; Xeniidae
Product: acid-sensing ion channel 4-A-like
Exons: 9
Coding region: 63-1454 (463 amino acids)
Biological process (GO): sodium ion transmembrane transport
Cellular component (GO): membrane
Molecular function (GO): ligand-gated sodium channel activity
Source: RefSeq, a predicted model, not a curated record